AUGGCAUUCAAUCUACAUCAACUAAAUCCAAAGCCUGAUGUAAAAGUUGGUUUUAGACUUAAUGAUGAAUAUGCAGAUACAUUGUUGCCUAGGAUAAAACAGUUAUUGCGUUGUAAUCCUCAUUCGAAUCGAUUCCCCGGAACACAACCUGUGGAUUUUGAGAAGAGUCAUUUCGAAUUAUUGGAAUCAGAAGAAUAUUUUGUGCGAGAUAAAACUGAUGGAAAGCGAUAUAUCUUGUUUUUCACACCUGUCGACGGUGGCACUGCAUUUAUGUUUAGUAUUUUGUAUCAACAGAUGGAUGAGUCGAGCAAGUUUCGGAUCUUGACCAAUUUCAAGCUACCCUUAAGGCAUAACCACAGCGCAAUACAUAAUGAGACGAUGAUGGAUGGAGAAAUCGUGGUAGAAGCCGACAAUAACAAACGACGAUUGCGUUAUCUGAUAUUUGAUCUCAUGGUUCUGAAUGGAAGCGUAAUCAUAGAGAGGCCUUACAACAAAAGAAUGGGUAUGUUAAAGCAGGAUGUGAUCGAACCAUUAAAUGCCGUGCUGGAAGGAAAUUCAGAAAUGAGAAAGAAAAUGCCAUUUACGAUGGAGAUAAAAAGCAUGGAGUUAUCAUAUGGAUUGGUGAAUACAUUGCAGAAGAUUCCUUCAAUGAAACAUGGAAACGAUGGUUUAAUGUUUGUUCCAGUGAAUCAUCCAUAUGAACCGGAAAAAUGUAAAAAACUUCUCUUAUGGAAACCCAUCAGCCUUAUGUAUGUUGAUUUUAAGAUAAAAGUGAUCAAGACCAAGGACCGGAAACCUAUAUAUCAUCUUUUGAUAUCUGACGAUAAUCAAGAUCACAAAGACGAUACUGUGAAUCACAAGUUUUAUGAUUAUUUAACUUUGGAUCCUCAAACAGAAGUCAAAUGGCUUGAAGAUCCACCGGAUGGUGCCAUUGGACAAUUUUGGUAUGACGAACAUUGGAAGACCAAGAUUUAUGAUGCUACUCCUUAUGUACGUGAUGGCGGCUGGAAAUUUCACCGAUUUAAGCAUGAUAAACACACCGCCGAUACGGAGCAGACACUGGCCGAAGUCUGGAAUAAAAUUCUUAACGCUGUAUCCAGAGACAUGUUGGAAGAACGGGUCAAUAUCAUGAGGGACAAUUGGAAACGACGACAGGCAAGCAAACAUGGUAGCCUACGGAUGCCAUCAACGCCUCUCUUACAAACCCCAACCGCCACGCAGACUAGCUUUGGUCUCAGUUAUUUUCCUGAUGCAGGUCCAUCAUCGACUUCACCGUCAUCACUUUCAAAUAACCAACCGGUUUCGCCAUCCGA
Messenger RNA from Acaulospora morrowiae, 1313 nucleotides. NCBI's taxonomy places the organism in Eukaryota, Fungi, Glomeromycota, Glomeromycetes, Diversisporales, Acaulosporaceae. The record is from the annotation of a GenBank genome assembly.